Messenger RNA from Monoraphidium neglectum, 471 nucleotides. Its product is annotated as putative tubulin polyglutamylase TTLL9. Bases 1 to 471 code for a protein of 156 amino acids. Gene Ontology annotation, biological process: microtubule cytoskeleton organization; protein polyglutamylation. Lineage: Eukaryota; Viridiplantae; Chlorophyta; Chlorophyceae; Sphaeropleales; Selenastraceae. The transcript is spliced from 4 exons. Gene Ontology annotation, molecular function: tubulin-glutamic acid ligase activity; tubulin binding. Gene Ontology annotation, cellular component: cilium. The record is from RefSeq and is a predicted model, not a curated record.
AUGUCGGCGUCCCGGCCGCGUGCUCCGGGGCCCAUCGCAUGGCGUUCUGCCCUGAAGAACACCAUCUACGACGUGCUCAAAGCACGCGAUGGCUGGCAGGAGGUGGAUGAAGGCGCUGAGUGGGACUUCUUCUGGGCGGACAAAGGCUGGAUCCACAACGAACUGGACAAAAUCCACCUGUCAGAUUGGCAGCGCGUCAACCACUACCCAAACCACUAUGAGCUGACGCGCAAGGACCUGUUGCUGAAAAACCUCAAGAGGACCAAACGGCAGCUGGAGAGAGAGGACCGCGGCAUGGAGGCCGCACUGUACGGCUUCUUCCCGCAGACCUUUGUGGUGCCCAGCGAGUACCGCAUGCUGGUGGAGGAGUUCAGGCGGCGCGGGGGGACGUGGAUCAUGAAGCCCAUUGGGCGGGCCCAGGGGCAGGGCAUCUUCCUCUUCAACAAGCUCAGCCAGGUUCACGGGUUGUAG